Dioscorea cayenensis subsp. rotundata (Guinea yam) is the source of this 2673-nucleotide messenger RNA. Its product is annotated as regulator of nonsense transcripts UPF3-like. The record is from RefSeq and is a predicted model, not a curated record. Gene Ontology annotation, molecular function: mRNA binding. Gene Ontology annotation, cellular component: cytoplasm; nucleolus. Gene Ontology annotation, biological process: nuclear-transcribed mRNA catabolic process, nonsense-mediated decay; positive regulation of translation. The transcript is spliced from 11 exons. The coding region runs from base 249 to 2024 and encodes 591 amino acids. Lineage: Eukaryota; Viridiplantae; Streptophyta; Magnoliopsida; Dioscoreales; Dioscoreaceae.
UCCAAGUCCUCUUAAUUUCUCUCUCUCUCUCUCGCUUCGUUUCUUUGUUUUCAUGGUUUGGGCUCUCACUGGUCUCACUUCUUUGGCUUGAUCGAAACCCUAAUUAGUGCUCAAACCCCAACGAAAGCGUCAAUCCUGGGGCUUGAUUCGAGGAGGCGAUGUGAUUCCUUUGAGUAUUUGCGGUCAAUUUGCAAUUUUUGGUGUUGAUUUUGGAUUAUCUAGGGUUUGGUUGAAGGGGGGCGACACAUAUGAAGGAUCCGCUUGAGAGGACGAAGGUUGUGCUUCGGCACCUGCCGCCGGCGAUCUCUCAGUCGGCGCUUAUGGACCAGAUCGACGCUAGGUUCGCCGGUCGGUAUACGUGGGUGUCUUUCCGUCCCGGGAAAGCUAGUCAUAAAAAUACGCGUUAUUCUCAAGCAUAUAUCAACUUCAAUAGGCCAGAAGAUGUCGUUGAGUUUGCUGAAUACUUUGAUGGGCAUACCUUUGUCAAUGAGAAGGGUGCUCAAUUUAAGGCUAUUGUAGAGUAUGCACCAUCACAACGUGUUCCCAAGUCAUGGCCUAAGAAGGAUGGUCGUGAAGGCACAAUUUUUAAGGAUCCUGAAUAUUUGGAGUUUCUUGAACGCCUUGCAAAGCCUGCUGAGAAUCUUCCUAGUGCUGAAAUUCAGUUAGAAAGGAGAGAAGCAGAAAGAGCUGGUGGAGCAAAGGAGGCAGUCAUAGUUACACCUCUUAUGGAUUUUGUUCGACAGAAAAGAGCCUCAAAGAGUAGCUCGCAGAGAGCUUCCGUCAAUGGAAAACCUAGCAGAAGAGUUACAGGAGCUUCAGUUCACUGCUCUACUCCUUCCAAAAGAGGCUCUGAAAAGCGGAGGGCUUCUGCAUCAAUGUAUGUCAUUAGGGAUGGUACAAAGGCCACAAGUGGAAAGGAUAAAUCAGCAUACAUUUUGAUGCCUAGAAGAGAAGGUCAACAACUGCCAGAAAGAAUAGGUUCUACAACUCUGGCAAGUGGAACUGGAGUAACUGAAGAUGAAAAUGCAAACGGCUCAAGUGGGACAAGCUCUAUCACAUCUGGGUCUGUUGAAAGUGGGAAGAGAAUUAUGCUACUGAAAGCAAAAGAGCAAGAUACUUCUCAUGUGAGUGGUGGUUUAACUCAGCAGCAAAAUGCAACUUCAUCAAGAAAUUCCCCAGGUUCAAGUUCUUCAAAGCAUAGUCAGCGACAUGAUGGUAGUGGAAAAGUCAUUCGAAGCAUACUCUCCAGUAAGGAAGGACGCCAGAGUCAGUCAUUUAUAUCUGCAUCCAUGUCUGAGCAGGCACCGAACUCAGAGGACAGGCGUCCUCCUCGACCUCCCAAUAACCGUUUGACUUCAAAGAAUUCUAAUUUCACUACAUCACAUGCUUUUGCUGUUGAUAAUGAUGGCAAAAGGCUCUCAGAAGAUAGAGUUGCCGGCGGUGACCUGCAUAAUUCUGUAUUUACAAACGAAAAACAUGAUAAACGCAUGAAAAACAAGGAUAGGCCUGAUCGUGGUGUUUGGCGUCGCUCGGAUAUAUCUCAUGGAAGUGAUGGGAUGUCUGUCUCCUCUGAGCUGUUAGCAGAUUCUUUGGAAGGCAUAUCGAUAUCUCAACAAGCUACAGUGGUAAGGGUUGGGGAUGGUGACAAGGGAACUCAGAUUGUUCGUGGUGGGCGUGGAUCGUCUGACAUGACUCUUGGCUCCGGAGAGAUGAAAUCUGAACCUAAUUUAAUAAGAAUAAUGGAAACUAAAAGUACCGGAACUCGUCUUUCUCCAGUGGAAAAUGGUUCUCAAAGGCAUGUUGGUCGUCGUGGACCUACUCAUGGUUCAAAGGAAUCUGAUGGAGUUCAAAAUUUAGCAGAUGGCAAGCCCUCCAAGAGAAGCCCUAGUGGCUAUGGCUACCAUGAGUUUUCUCAAAGUGACGUGUUGCUUCGGAGUGGGAACAGUAUUCUUUCCAUCAUUUUUGGGUGCAUUCACACAAAGGCUAUGAGCAAAAGGUAUCUGGGAAUACCCAGUAUGCCAUAACCAUGUCCUUCUGAUUGCAAAUCAAAAGGAUGAUCCGAAUCGUAAACCAGAUGAUUAAAUGCUACCUGUGAUAGACCAGUGAUUAUUUGAAGUACGAUUUUCCCGAAAAGGAUAAUCUAUGUUUUGCAGAAGUUAAGGAAAGACCAAAGAGCUUGCUGAGUUAUUUUGGCACAAAAUUAAGCCAACAUCUCCUUCCCCAGAAGAAAUUCUUGAAGGAUCAGAAAGCUUGUUGAGUGAUAUGACAUGGAUGAAGAUAACUAAAAACUGAUUCAAAUUUUGCUCAUCUGUCUCUUUCUGGUUUUUCAAGCUAAAUCUUCUCUGAUUCACAAGUCUUUGAUCAGCAUGUGGAUAUAUUCAAAUGGAAAGCAAGUAUGUGAUCAUUCUGAUGGAAUUAUGUCCAAGAAAAUGCCAUAUAUGAUCAUCUGAGUAUUAUCAUGUCCAUUAAAUAAAGAGCUAAGUUAGUUUUCUAGUCAUAUAUAUAGACAAGAAAUAUGUGUUCCUGUUUCUUCUGAUCAACAGUGAGUUGGCUGUCGUUUAAUUCCCGGCCAGCGGAUUGUGUGUGACUGAGAGAUGACUGGACAUGAAUUCGGUUUUAAAUUGAAUCUUCGAUGUUGAUAUUUCAUAUAUAUAUAUUGGGUUUCAAUUUCCA